Messenger RNA from Gryllus bimaculatus (two-spotted cricket), 1744 nucleotides. Lineage: Eukaryota; Metazoa; Arthropoda; Insecta; Orthoptera; Gryllidae. The record is from the annotation of a GenBank genome assembly.
CGGCCGCGCGGCGCCACUGGGGAAGGAACCGCGCGCGCGAACGGAUUAACAGCGCACUCCCCCAGCCACGCACGCACGUCAGACAAAGCAAGCUCCGCCAUGCCCGUCAAAGUGCCGGCCAUCGGCAUCGACCUCGGCACCACCUACUCGUGCGUGGGCGUGUGGCAGCACGGCAAGGUGGAGAUCAUCGCCAACGACAUGGGCAACCGCACCACGCCCAGCUACGUCGCCUUCACGGACGCCGAGCGCCUCAUCGGCGACGCGGCCAAGAACCAGGUGGCGGUGAACCCCAGCAACACGGUGUUCGACGUCAAGCGGCUCAUCGGCCGGCGCUUCGACGACCCCAAGGUGCAAGAGGACCUGCGCAACUGGCCCUUCAUCGUGGCCGACGCCGACGGCAAGCCCAAGGUGCAGGUCGAGUACAAGUUCGCCACCAAGACGUUCGCGCCCGAGGAGCUCAGCUCCAUGGUGCUGGCCAAGAUGAAGGAAACGGCAGAAGCCUACUUGGGCGCUAAGGUCCGCGACGCCGUCAUCACGGUGCCGGCCUACUUCAACGACGCGCAGCGCCAGGCCACGAAGGACGCCGGCGCCAUCGCGGGCCUCAACGUGCUGCGCAUCCUCAACGAGCCGACGGCCGGCGCGCUGGCCUACGGGCUGGACAAGAACCUGCAGGGCGAGAAGACCAUCCUGGUGUUCGACCUGGGCGGCGGCACCUUCGACGUGUCCGUGCUGAGCGUGGCCGAGGGCUCGCUCUUCGAGGUGCGGGCGACGGCCGGCGACACGCACCUGGGCGGCGAGGACUUCGACACGCGCCUCGUCGCCCACCUCGCCGACGAGUUCCGGCGCAAGCACGGCAAGGACGUGCGCAAGCACGCGCGCGCCCUGCGCCGACUGCGCACCGCCGCCGAGCGCGCCAAGCGCACGCUCUCCUCCAGCACAGAGGCCGGCGUCGAGGUGGACGCCCUGCUCGACGGCGUCGACUUCUACACCAAGGUGACGCGCGCGCGCUUCGAGCAGCUCUGCGACGACCUCUUCCGCUCCACGCUCGACCCCGUGCGCAAGGCGCUCCUCGACGCCAAGGUGGCCAAGGCGGACAUCGACGAGGUGCUGCUGGUGGGCGGCAGCACGCGCAUCCCCAAGAUCCAGCGCCUGCUGCAAGACUUCUUCCACGGCAAGGCGCUCAACCUGUCCAUCAACCCGGACGAGGCGGUGGCGUACGGCGCCGCCGUGCAGGCGGCCGUGCUCAGCGGCGACACCAGCCGCCAGAUCGCCGACCUGCUGCUAGUGGACGUGGCGCCGCUGUCGCUGGGCAUCGAGACGGCCGGCGGCGUCAUGAACAACAUCGUCCACCGCAACACGCGCAUCCCGUGCAAGCAGACGCAGACCUUCACCACCUACCACGACAACCAGACCGCCGUCACCAUCCAGGUGUUCGAAGGGGAGCGCGCCAUGACGCGCAACAACAACCUGCUCGGCACGUUCGACCUGACGGGGCUGUCGGCAGCGCCGCGCGGCGUGCCCAAGAUCGACGUGACGUUCGACCUGGACGCCGACGGCAUCCUCAACGUGUCGGCGACGGACGCCAGCUCGGGGCGGCGGCGCGCCGUCACCAUCCGCAACGAGCGCGGCCGCCUCUCCAGCGACGACAUCGAGCGCAUGCUGGCCGACGCGGAGCGCUACCGCGGCGAGGACGAGCGCUGCCGCGAGCGCGUCGCCGCGCGCAACCGCGUCGAGGGGUGAGCGC